AUGCGCCUGGGCAUCUUCCUUGCUGUUGUGUUCCUGGGCAUUCUACACCGGGCCUCGUCGGUCCCGCACGGUGUAUUGCCCCCAAAUGCGUACGCUGUAAGACAUGACACUUCCCCCCAGGUUUCUAAGGCACCAGCCGACGAAUGCAAAAACGUUUCUUCGUCGGGCAGUCAGAAAUGUGGAACAAAGACGGUGACCCACGAGAAGACUGUGAUCCCCAUCGAGAAGACAGGCGAGACCGAAAUCAUAAAUGGCGAGAAUCGCGGCUGUCCCGGCGAUAAAGCUCGACAACUGAAAGGUUGCGUCGACAUUGGGACAACGACUAAAGCUCCUGUUACUUCACCAACAACACCCCCGUCAAGAAAAGACUCCGUGACUAAAAAGCCUGAGCAGUGCAACUUCAACAACUGCAAGCUUCCCAACUGCUUGUGCGAGAGCACGAAACCUCCGGUAGACAACAUGCCCCAGUUUGUGAUGCUGACCUUCGACGACGCAGUCAACCAGGAAAACAUGAAAUUCUACCAGGAGCUUCUUGCAGAUCCCAAGCGCAAGAACAUGGCCAGCGGAUGCCGCAUCGCGGCCACUUUCUUUGUUUCGGGAGACUACCUUGACUACCCGUCCGUGAACGAGCUCUACAGAAUGGGCAACGAAAUUGCGCUACACUCCAUCAGCCACUCUAUAGAUCUAUCUCAAAACUAUUGGAAUGACCUAAACACAACAGGCUGGGAGGCCGAAGUCGUCGACGAGAGGCUGAUGGUGGAGAAGUACGCCAACGUUCCCGCACAAGACAUCAGGGGUCUCCGGGGUCCCUUCCUCUUCACCGGGGGCGAUGCCGGUUUCCGGAUGCUGCACCGUCACCUCGACUACGACUGCACGCUGAUCCACAAGAGGGACGGCCCAGACGACGCCCCGGUCUUCCCAUACACGCUCGACUACGGUUUCCAGAAGCCUUGCAUGGUGCCCAAGUGUCCCAACGACACCUAUCCCGGCCUCUGGAGUGUUCCCCUAAACUAUCUGUUCAGAAAAUAUGAGGAGGAAGGAGUCGAUAAAUACGGGCCCUGUGCGAUGGCGGACGCCUGCCACCCGCCACCGGAAACUUCCAGUGAUACCUUUGAGUACCUAAGGUUCAACUUCGAGAGCUUCUACAACACCAACCGGGCUCCGUUUCCCGUCUUCAUUCACGAGGCGUGGCUCAUGUACGAGGAACGAAAGAAGGGCUACCUAAGAUUCGUGGACUGGCUCAUGGAAAAGGAAGACGUGUACCUGGUCACCGUGUCCGAAGUGAUCGACUUCAUGAGAGAACCCAAGUCCAGAAGCAUUUACGCUCAGCGCCGCUGCACCAAAGAAGACCUGCCCGAGUCCACGUGUCCGAAACAGAAAACUUGCCAUUACCCAACGACGACGCUCGGAAAAGAACGCUACAUGAGGAUCUGCGGAACGACCUGUCCUAAAAACUACCCAUGGGUCAACAAUCCGGACGGCAAUUAGCGCCACCAGAAGCCUUCGCUCCCCCCCCCCCCCCCUCUCUCUCUCCUUGAAAGAUUUAGUUACUGUUUCUGGCGGUUGAUAUAAACCAGCCCAUUGUCAACA
Messenger RNA from Ixodes scapularis (black-legged tick), 1590 nucleotides. Its product is annotated as chitin deacetylase 8-like. The coding region runs from base 1 to 1488 and encodes 495 amino acids. Gene Ontology annotation, biological process: carbohydrate metabolic process. The record is from RefSeq and is a predicted model, not a curated record. Gene Ontology annotation, molecular function: hydrolase activity, acting on carbon-nitrogen (but not peptide) bonds. NCBI's taxonomy places the organism in Eukaryota, Metazoa, Arthropoda, Arachnida, Ixodida, Ixodidae. The transcript is spliced from 3 exons.